Molecule: messenger RNA, 3912 nt
Organism: Alligator sinensis (Chinese alligator)
Lineage: Eukaryota; Metazoa; Chordata; Crocodylia; Alligatoridae
Exons: 2
Coding region: 281-1270 (329 amino acids)
Cellular component (GO): membrane
Source: RefSeq, a predicted model, not a curated record
CUUAAAACAGUUUCUGUUUUCUCUGCAGAACUGUAGGCUUUUGUAGUCUUAGGGUGCCUGGGAUAUUAGCUUGCUAUACAGCAGCUAAAGAAGUGACUGUAAUACACCCUCAUCAUCUGCUUCCUGCAUAAUAAGAAGGGUUAUUUCCUCCAAACUGUAAUUAUAUUUCAUCUGACUAUUCACGGCAAAAGUCUCGGCCAGUUGUAUCUCUGGAACAUUUUCUUCAAGAGGUUACGUUUUCAAAACUUCACAAAACAGGAUAUUAGCUCUGCAUAGGAGGAUGAUUUCUCACAAUAUGACAUGGAUAAGGUAUCCAAGCAGCAGCUGGGACUCCUCCACUAACAUUGAAGACGUCAUAGCUUCUCAAAACAUCAUAUCAAGAUUUAUGCACUGUUAUAUUGCCUUUUUUGUGCCAGCAGGUUUAUUAACUGGCAUACUGAUCCUCAUCAUCUUCAUAAAGGAGUAUUUGCAGCAUCGCAUCUUAGAAAACCUAAAUAUAUUUCUUUUAGAUUUCACCAUCAGCAAUAUUGCAAUGAUUUUUUUCUCAUUUACUGUCAUACCGAGACCUGGCUAUCUAAAGGCAACCCAUUUAGGAUGUGGAGCUCUGUCUUUUUUUUUCAAUGUGAGUUAUUUCAAUUCUCAGUAUCUUUUGAUUUUGAUGCUUCUCACUCUACUCGGUCCAUUUUCAUCCAGGGCUAGUUGGAUAACUAGAGCAACUCAAAGUCCCCUGUUAUGUGUUGGAUUUAUACUAACAUGUGCUUUCUGCAUGUCACUGGUAGUGGUGGCACUUUUAGGCACAGAUAAUUACCAUGUGAAUACAGACUGCCAGGUAGAUCCAUUAUUUGCAUGGCCAGAAUAUGAGAUUAUUAAAUUCACCUUUGGAUUUGGAAUUCCUCUGAUUCUCCAGUUACUCUGUUUUAUUCUAUUCUUCAUUAAAGCAGCACAAUCAGAAGCAGGAAUCUUAAGAAAGAAUAUUCACAUUUACAUGCUUGUUAUAACCAUAACAAUGUUUGCAUGCCGUCUAUUUUACAAUGUCAUGAUUCUCUACAGGACCAUGUUAAAGAUACAGGAAAGCAUUGGAACUUUCAAGACUGAGUUAAUGAUGAAUAUUGCAGAGAUCAUAUUAUUUAUUGAGAGCUGUGUUAGCUUGAUAUUCAUACUUUGUCUUCAUAAACCAUUGAAGAAUGGAAUAGCAGAAAUCAUAGCAAAAUGCAAAAGAACAGACGCUACCAACAACCGCCCUGAUCUCGAUGACACCAAUGCACUAUGAAACUGCAUCUCGUGAUUCCUUUGCCCUGCAGAGUGCUGAUAUUUUGCAUGUUUUAAAUAAAGGAUAGAUAUCCAUCUGAUACAUCUUACAAUUGGUAACAACUGAAGGAAAAUAGUCUCUUGGUCCAAUUUUUCCUCAAGGUCUCACCAUCAAGUUGUUAUUUAUAUAAAUUAGUUCCCUGCACUUCAAUGGGCUUGUUCCAAUCAAAAUCAAAAUUCUGAAAAAAGACCACUUACGUCGGAAACAGGAUGCUUUUGUGACAACACCAAUAUACCUGUACAGGAGUAAACAGAAGCACCUUCGCCAAAGCUAAAAACUGGAGAAAGAGACAUUUUGGUUUCUUAACUGAACUUUCACUUGGAAUUUAAUCCUUCAAGGCUACUGAUAUUUAUACAUUACAUGCUGUUGCCUAAUUCCAAGGGUCAAAGACAAUAUCAGUAAAAUACAGGAAAAUUUCCUGAAAUUGUGAUAUACUGUGUUGCCAGAGGGUGGGGUGCAUGAUUCCACAAUUUUAAAACAUCCAUGUUAAGAACAUUCUCUCCACCUUCCCUUCCCUGUUUGCCUUGGAGAUAAUAGUAUUUUCAUGAUUUCUGUUUCAAUUCUCUUGUGGCAAAAACAAUCUUGAGUAGUAGGGAAGGGCUAAGCCUAUUUAUCCAUGUAAAGGGAGCAGCCUUUGGAGAAAGAAGCAAGUUCCAAUGGCUCAAGUAGAAGACAGUGCUGGACUGAAGGGAAGGCCUCCUAUGGUCCCCAUAUGAGACAAAGUACUGGGAAGGAGCAACAAGAUGACAGAGCUACCAGGAAUAACCAUAACUACAUCCCCACAAAAAUGGCAGGCAAUUGGACAAAUACAAGAGCUAUCACUGGGAACAAUAAUGGGAAGAACCAAAAAAAGAUAACAAUACCUACCAAGAAUCCAGUACACAUGGACUGUUUUCAGGGUCACUGACUUGAAUGUAUUAAAAAAAGUUCUGCCAUUUAUAGAGUGGGAUUACAUGACUUGCAGUCACAGGGAGAUGCAUAGUCUUGCUAAGGGCCCCAGUCACCUGUAUCUGGGAGAGACACCAUGUUAUGCACUGGGAAGAUGCCCAUAUUAUCUUUCAUCAAGUUUGUGCUUGUAUUUCCUCAUACAGCUUUGUAUUGCUGCUGUUCUGAAUGCACUGACAACUCAAAGAAGGCUGUAAAAAAGUGAUUAUCGAGCUAGGCAGAAAUGUAAAACAAUCUAGGUAAGAAGCAUUUUAAUGGCCAAGUGCAGAACAGAACACUGAAAAUCUCAGCCCCAACCUUACAGUGCAAGCUGAGAAAAGGGAGAGUAAAAGACUGACUCAUUUGUUAGAUCAGAUCUGUCCAACACGUGGGCUGUGUGGAAUUAAACUGCAGCCCCUAGGCUUCUGCCCAGCCACUGCUCCUACCCAUUGCUCUAGCUCCAGGCUUCCCCUUCCUCCUCCAGCUGUCACUUCCCAUGCUGUCCCAGGAUUCAGGGCAGUGCAGCAGCACGGAGAGCUGUGGAUGAGCCUAGGGCACAUGGGCAAUGAAUGGAGGGGAAGGGAUGAGGGUUACAGGCACAGUGCAGUGGUAGGGCACCUGCACAGGCACACAACAUAGUUGGAGUGCAUGGAGCGGGGGAGGAAUAAUAUACAUCUAGUUUUAGCCAAAGUAUCCAAAAUUAAGCAAUGAGAUUUCUUGAAAAAAUCCAGAGGAGGAUCCAGAGGACAGAGAGAGAGAGAGAGAGAGAGACUGCGAAAUACAUACAUACUCUUCUAAGACUUCAGAUUGCUCUGAAAAAUGUCUUUCAGUUAAGUAAACUGCAAAAGAUACAAGCUUCUAGUUGCUAAGGGUUUCAGUUCUUUUUUUAAGUGUGAAUUUUAGUGUUAAUGAAAUAUGUGGGAAUGGAAGCUCUGGAGAGUAAAGGCUUGCCUUCUCUGCAACAGUUUGCUUUUGUGAAAGUGAUCACACCAUGCUGCACAGACUGGAUUGGCAAUAGAUGAAUUAUAAUUCAAAUUGCAAUAUCCCUACAACAUUACUGGGUCGAGACCAGCAGCAUCCUAGAUUCAACCCAAGCACAUUUACAGGUCAGAUGGCUUGAGCUGAAAACUUAAUUUAACUUGAACUGAAAGGGUGUGCAAGAUAGCGGGUUGGAAUAGAGACAAAACUCAAGCUAAUAACGAAGCAAAGACAAUUCUUCUAUAUAGCGGUAUAACAUACACUACAGAAUUGCCUACAAGUCCCACCCUUAAGUCUAAACCUGACCUGCAAGAAUGACUUCUCAGUGGAAAGGAUAUGUUCAGCUUCAUAGCACCUUGAUAUCUUAACCUUCCAAAUGUUGGGACAAAUUAGUGUUAGUUGUGCUGGUGGGUGCUGGUGGGUUUUAUGUAGGACCUUCCACAAAGAAAUGGAAAUGGGGUAUCCUGUGAAGAAUUAGUAGGCUGAACUACACUGUACAAAAAGGGGUGAUAUUUUUUUUACAUGUUUUCCUUUCUUACUUUGUAUUUUGAUUGCUAUGUGAAAGAUAGAUGACAGGUUAUGGGGGCCUCCAUGCAUUGUCAGUGGCCCAUAUUGUAAAAUUUGAGAUAUUAGAAUUCAGUUUUUGUAACAUACAUCUUAAUAAAAAUAAAGAUCUGUGGAGGGUUUUUCACCAGAAUAGA